Molecule: messenger RNA, 711 nt
Organism: Kazachstania africana CBS 2517
Lineage: Eukaryota; Fungi; Ascomycota; Saccharomycetes; Saccharomycetales; Saccharomycetaceae
Gene: MDG1
Product: Mdg1p
Exons: 1
Coding region: 1-711 (236 amino acids)
Biological process (GO): signal transduction
Cellular component (GO): nucleus; cytoplasm; nucleotide-activated protein kinase complex
Molecular function (GO): protein kinase binding
Source: RefSeq, a predicted model, not a curated record
AUGUCGAAGUGUAUUUACAAGUUUAAUUGGUGCGGUAGUGCAGGUGAAGUCAUAUUGACCGGGACGUUUGAUAACUGGGGACAGAGUAUAACAUUGGAUAAGAUUAACGAUGAGUUAUUCUCCAAGAAACUGGAGUUUCCAAAAGAGAAAGCCGCAUUGGAUGGCAAGAUUUUCUUCAAAUUUAUAGUUGAUGGAGAAUGGAAGACCAGUGGUAAUUAUAACGUGGAGACUGAUGAUAAGGGCAAUCUCAACAAUUUUCUUUUGGUAGAAGACUUGACUAAACAGAAAAUCAAGAUUAAGAGAAGAUUCAGAAGAAAUAAGGCUACGGGAGAAAAGGAAUUGUUGGUAACAGAGACUUACAGGCUGGAUGAAGAUGAUAAUGUCGUGGAAUUAAUAGAAUCUAUUGACCAUUUGAAAUUACAAAAAGAUAAAGAAAGCGGCAGUAAUAACGACGGCUCCGUCAGAAUCGCAGAAUUGUAUGAAAUCAAAUAUGAUGACGAGUCUGAUCAAUCAUCCGACGACAAUAAUAGUGGAUUAGUUAAAGAACCAAAAGUCGUAAAUGAAAAUAAAGCUAAAGAAGAAGAACCCAAAAAGGAAUCAGUCAAGAAAGUGAAACAAGAAGCAAAGAAAGAGAAAAAAUCAACUCCACAGGAGAAAAAAUCACCGGAUAAGAAAGGCUUGAUGAAGAAAGUCAAAAAAAUCUUUAAUUAA